Molecule: messenger RNA, 2595 nt
Organism: Arthroderma uncinatum
Lineage: Eukaryota; Fungi; Ascomycota; Eurotiomycetes; Onygenales; Arthrodermataceae
Exons: 7
Coding region: 1-2595 (864 amino acids)
Source: RefSeq, a predicted model, not a curated record
AUGGCCACCGCUUCCCUGCCCUCGAUGGGUGGCCUGCUCACCUCUCCCAUCGUCCUGGGCGCCUCUCUCCUCGCCGUCGUCGUGCUCUACAUCGCCUUCACCGGCACCGCGACCAAGCAGCAGGACGGCCAGGAGACGGCCUCCUUCAACGCCUACUGCCGCUUCGUCUACGCCAACUUCAUCAAGCCCUUCCACACGCCCUCGUCCGCCGGCUCCUCCUCGGGCCAGCAGCAGGCGCUCGAGAACUUCUACCAGACUCAGGUACUUCCUUAUCAGCGGCGGCCAGACCACGGCACCCGGGAUGGCGACAGUGAUGCUGGAUAUAAGAAGGUGUUGUUGACGCUGUGUGAACAGGCUUCCGUGUACGAUGCGACCAGACGCCGCCUGCUCAGGGGCCGAGAGGACAUGCUCGGCCUCCUGGCGGCCCAGCUCAGGUUGAAGAUGGCCUCCAAGGACCACAAGCCCGUCUGGGUUGAUAUUGGUGGUGGCACUGGGUACAACAUCGAGGCCAUGGCCGCGUUCCUGAACGUCGAAAAGUACUUCGACCACGUCUAUCUCGUCGACCUCUCGCCCUCGCUGUGUGAGGUCGCCAGGCAGCGGUUUGCUCGUCUGGGAUGGAAGAACGUCUCCGUCUUCUGCCAGGAUGCGCGCGAGUUCCGCGUGCCGGGGCAGGACGCAAAGGCCGAUCUGAUCACCAUGAGCUACUCCCUGUCCAUGAUCCCAGAUUACUACUCCGUGGUUGACUCGCUCUCCUCGCUGUUGAGCUUCGACGGCACCAUCGGAGUGUGUGACUUCUACGUCCAGAACAUCGUCGACCUAGCCACCAGGAACUACACCGGAGGCAUCUCCAACCGCCACGUCAACUGGCUCGGCCGUGUCUUCUGGCGUGCCUGGUUCGAUGUCGAUCGUGUCAACCUGGAGGCCGCCCGCAGAGAUUACCUCGAGUACCGCUUCGGAACCGUCAUCUCCGCCAGUGAACGCAACUACUUGCUCGGUGGCAUCCCAUACUACAUCUUCAUCGGUUGCCAGAAGGACCUUACCCUGAACGACAACGACGCCAUCGCCCGUCUGGACGCCACUCUCACCGAAUCCCCGUACCUCUCGCCAACCCACCACCGAUCCGAGAUCUCCAAGGCCGUACAGCGUACCAUCCCCGAAGUCCGCUCCAAGGCAUACGAAUCAGCCAUCGUCAACCUCUCAUCCAACCUGCCCUUGCCAUCAUUCUUCUACCAACACCACCACUGGCGUAUCUGCUACAACGAAUUCCUCACCAAACACACCCAGUUCAACAAGGAGUACAUCUACGCUUUCACCUGGGAAGAUCCCCGUGUCGACCACCGUCUCCUAAACAUCACCUCCGACGACGUCAUUCUCGCCAUCACCAGCGCAGGAGACAACAUAUUAGACUACCUGACGGGUCCCCAGACCCCACGCCGCAUCCACGCCGUAGACCUCAACCCAAACCAGAACCAUCUCCUCGAACUGAAAGUCGCCUCCUUUACCGCCCUCUCGCACCGUGAUUUCUGGAAAAUCUUCGGCGAGGGAAAACACGCUGGAUUCCGUGACUUGCUCAUCUCCCACCUCUCACCACAUCUCUCUUCUCAGGCCUUCCAGUUCUGGCUCGACCAUGCCUCCGUCUUCACUUCUUCGAGACACGGCCUGUACGAGACUGGUGGAUCCCGCCACGCUCUCAAGCUGGUCCGCUACCUCUUCUCUCUCUUCGGUCUGACCGCCGACGUCAAGAAGAUGUGCAAUUCCCAGACCCUGGAGGAACAACGGGCCAUCUGGCCUCGUAUCCGUCGCGUCUUGCUUUCGAAGCCGCUUAACUGGGCCAUCGUCGGCACCGAGUGGUUCGCAUGGAAGGCAGCCGGUGUUCCCGCCAACCAGAGAAACAUGAUAUUAACGGACUACAUGGACCGUGAGAAGCUCGAUGGUGGAUUGAAGGGAGCCAAGGAGAAGGGUGUCGGUGGACAGGCUGUUUGGGAGUAUGUCGUCAACACUCUCGACCCAGUCGUCAAGGAGACCCUGUUGGGAGAUGACAACUACUUCUACCUCCUCUGCUUGUCUGGCCAGUUCUCCAAGAGAUGCCACCCAACAUACCUUACCCAAAAGGCACACACCAAGCUCUCGACGCCAGGAGCUUUCGACGGUCUACGCAUCCACACCGACGAGAUCCAAGAAGUCAUCUCCCGUAUCACCCCAGGCACACUAACCAUCGCAGUCGUAAUGGACUCCAUGGACUGGUUUGAUCCCUCAUCCCAAGCCGCAGCCACUCAAGCAACGGCAUUCAACCAUGCUCUCAAGAAGGGCGGCCGAAUUCUCCUCCGCUCAGCCAGCAUUGAGCCGUGGUACAUCGCCGUUUUCGAACAGUGCGGUUUCUCCACCAGGAGAGUCGGGGCUAGAUUCCCAGGCGCUUGCAUUGACCGCGUAAACAUGUACGCCUCAACAUGGAUAUGUACAAAGACACAAGAACUUUCUCGGGACGCUAAGUCGCCCGUUCCGCUAAGUAUAGGUGAUGGCGUGAGUACAGCCAAGCUAGAGAGAAGCGUUAGCUCGACCAGCUCGAGCAGCGUAUGUGAGGAUUUGGAGAUUUAA